AUCAUCAAUCACUCUCGCGAUGUUUGCUCGCAGACCGGCAGUUUCUUUUAAGGUCUCUGUUGCGUACAGACCCCUCAUUCGCCUUCGACGUUCUCUUGCAACUACCACAUCAACACUCCCUUACGAUGUCGUUGUCAUCGGUGGUGGACACGCCGGAUCCGAAGCUUCGGCCGGAGCAGCACGUGCUGGAGCGAGGACCCUCUUGAUCACUCAGAAACUCGAGACUAUCGGUGAAAUGUCGUGCAAUCCGUCAUUUGGAGGAAUUGGCAAGGGCACGCUUGUUCGGGAGGUCGAUGCCCUCGAUGGAGUGUGCGGCAAAGUUUGUGACAAGGCGGGAGUUCAAUUUCGGGUGCUGAAUGUGUCGAAGGGACCGGCCGUGUGGGGACCCAGAGCACAGAUGGAUCGCAAGCUUUACAAGAAGCAUAUGCAGGAGACGUUGUUUAACUACCCGAAUUUGUCGAUUAUGGCUGGCAGUGUUCAUGAUAUCGUUGUGGAACAUGACGCAGCGGCUGAAGGAAGUGAGGAUCGGGUACCAGGACAGUAUGGAAAGAUUACGGGUGUGAAACUGGAAAGCGGCGAGAUUAUCCCAACAUCACAUGUCGUGGUUACUACAGGGACGUUUUUGGGAGGUGAGAUCCAUAUCGGCUUGGAGGCGUAUCCCGCCGGACGUAUCGGCGACGAGGCAUCUCUUGGUUUGUCCAAGUCACUGAAGGACGCUGGCUUCGAGCUUGGCCGAUUGAAGACCGGCACACCCCCUCGUCUUGACGGAAAGACUAUCGACUAUACCAACCUUGAACGUCAGGAUGGUGACGAACCUCCACGACCUUUCUCUUUCAUGAACACAGAAGUCGCCGUUUCCACGGCAGACCAGCUUCCUUGCUGGAUGACCAGAACGAAUGAAGCAACCCACGAGAUCAUCCGUAACAACCUUGACAAAUCCAUCCAUAUCCGCGAAACCGUCAAGGGUCCUCGAUAUUGCCCAUCCAUCGAAUCCAAGAUCAUUCGCUUCGCGUCGAAGGACAGCCACAGAAUUUGGCUCGAGCCAGAAGGCUUUGAUACUGACGUUGUCUAUCCCAAUGGUAUCUCCAUGACCUUGCCAGUCGAUAUUCAAGAACAAAUGCUCCGCACUAUUCCUGGUCUCAAGAAUGUCACCAUGACCCGUCCUGGAUACGGUGUCGAGUACGAUUAUGUCGAUCCCCGUGAACUUCGACCAACCCUCGAAACCAAGCGGAUUUGUGGGCUAUGGCUUGCUGGUCAGAUCAACGGUACUACAGGAUACGAAGAAGCUGCAGCACAAGGUGUCCUUGCUGGUAUCAACGCCGGCCUGGCCGCACAGCACAAAGAGCCCAUCACGAUCAGUCGUGCCCAGGCUUACAUCGGAGUCUUGGUUGAUGACCUCGUAACAAAGGGUGUCGAGGAACCAUACCGUAUGUUCACAAGCCGAAGCGAAUUCCGUUUGUCUGUCCGCGCAGACAACGCCGACCUUCGCUUGACGGAGAUCGGUAGAGCCGCAGGCGUCGUCAGCGAUGAACGAUGGGAUGUUUAUCAGCGCGAAAAAGCUUUGCUGGAUUUGGGAAUGGCCGCCCUCGAGAAAGAGAAAUUGACUCCACAAGAAUGGGCCGAGAAGGGCUUCCAGAUCGGUCAGGACGGACAGCGCAGGUCUGCUCGCCAGCUCCUGACGGGACCCAAGGUCACCAUCGAGGACUUCAUCCAGCACAUUCCAGUGCUUGCCACCAUUGCACCUCACCUGCGUGAACGUCUUGACAGGGAAGCUUCCUACGCUUUUCACAUCCGCCGUCAAGAAAAGGAUAUCAGGUUCAUGAUGGCAUCCGACGAGUCCCUUAAACUUCCCCUCAACCUGGAUUACGAGAGCUUGACAGGUUUGAGUGCCGAGGAAAAGCACGUCUUGAGCACGAUCAGACCACAAAACUUGGGCAUGGCCAAAAGGCUUCAGGGAGUCACGCCGGGUGCGUUGUUGUCUUUACUGAGGUAUGUGCAGAAGGAAGGAAGGAAGCCUGCUGAGUUAUCCGAAGCAAGUGCUUGAGCAGAUGUUUAUUAUGUUGUGGCAUUAUUUCCUUGGUUUGAAUGGCGGU
Messenger RNA from Saitoella complicata NRRL Y-17804, 2093 nucleotides. Its product is annotated as GIDA-domain-containing protein. Gene Ontology annotation, cellular component: cytosol. The record is from RefSeq and is a predicted model, not a curated record. Gene Ontology annotation, molecular function: flavin adenine dinucleotide binding. The transcript has a single exon. Lineage: Eukaryota; Fungi; Ascomycota; Saitoellomycetes; Saitoellales; Saitoellaceae. The coding region runs from base 20 to 2044 and encodes 674 amino acids. Gene Ontology annotation, biological process: tRNA methylation; tRNA wobble uridine modification.